UAAAUCGCAUAAAUAAAACCUACGCUUGUUUUGCUUGAAAGAACAAAAGAACAACCGUUAACACUGCAGUGAAAUUGGCACUGAUAAAAUGAAGGGAGCCGUAUUUUUAUUUGUAAUCGCAGCGACUUUGCUUUUCUCUGAAGCAAAACACGUUAAAACUGAAAAACCCGACAAGACCCCCGCUACAGCGGACACAGAUAAGCCGGUCCAUGUUGGAUUCCGUGUGCCGGCUUUCGCUAUUCGACUUCCAUUCUUCGGAGGAUUUCCAUUCAUGGGGGCUAACAUCGCAAGUCGAGCCAAGGAACUAAAGAAGAAAAUGGCACUAGACGGGAAAUUCGAUGACGAAAAGAUGCCAAACCUAAAAACAAAGACGAAGACGUCUAACUCGACUCACGGCCCGUUCAAAACAUAUACGGUGACAACAGAGACCGUGAACGAGAAAAACAAAUCGAACCCACAGGUUUACGAGAAGGUCAUCAAAUCAAUUACCACUUUGGAUAAUAAGAAUUCAACGGGAAAUGUUACCCUGCCGAAAAUCACGUCGACCCAAUUCAUUUUCAGUCCGUUCGGGUCUGGCAUGGCUGGGAUGCAAGACAAUGACAGCGAGAAUGUCAAGCUGCAGGAUUGUUCCCCUAAAAAGCCAUGCCCUACUGGCCCAGAGGAAAUGUACUGCGAUGCAUUUUUCGGUGUUUGCAAAAAAAAAGUUAUUCCAGGCGAACCAUGCACACAAAAGGAUCAAUGCAAGAGCAACUAUCUGUGUACCUGGGGAAGAUGCGUCCGGAAUGCUGACGGCGAGGGUAGUGCAGGUACCUUUUGCGACCAGGAUUCCGAGUGUCACGGGGCAUCUGCCGAUGAAGAGCUCGGCUGUUUUAAGCAGCCAGACAUCAGCAGAUUCGCUAAGGUCUGCAGUCCCAAACUGAGUGAGGGCGCAACAUGUGGAAGGUUCGGAAUCUUCGACGUGUUUCAGCAAGACGACGAACUGAGCAGCCGAUGCCGCAAGGAUCUCGUCUGCAAGGCUGUCGGGUUCUUUGGACGCAAAGCCUGUAUCAGGGAAGCUGUCGCCUCGCCUGCUCCAGAGGAGACCAAGGCACACGACAUCGAAAAGAAACACCAUCACCGCCAUCACCACCACCACUAAACCACGGCCGUGCUUAAUCAAGACUGGAGCAUAUAAACGCACGCAUAACUAACAGAGUUGUGAUUUAAAGUUCUACUAUCAGACACAAUUGCAUAAAAAAAACAACUAAAAUAAAAUCAAAACAUUUAAAUAUU
Nematostella vectensis (starlet sea anemone) is the source of this 1272-nucleotide messenger RNA. RefSeq lists its product as uncharacterized. The record is from RefSeq and is a predicted model, not a curated record. Bases 89 to 1138 code for a protein of 349 amino acids. Gene Ontology annotation, biological process: negative regulation of canonical Wnt signaling pathway. NCBI's taxonomy places the organism in Eukaryota, Metazoa, Cnidaria, Anthozoa, Actiniaria, Edwardsiidae. The transcript has 5 exons. Gene Ontology annotation, molecular function: receptor antagonist activity; co-receptor binding.